AUGCAGCAACAUAUACAACGAGCCAGUCAACAGCGUGGAUCAACUGCAGCCGCAACGGUUGGCUCCAUAGCCGCUGCUACAGCUUUAUAUCAGAAGAAUCUUGCUGCCAGUCGCAACGCACUGCUUGCAAAUGCAUCUGCCUUACGGAAAGCACCAACGAUGAACGCCGCCAUGCAGAAAGCUUUUGCCAUGGCCAACGGCGGUCUUUCGACAGCUGCUUCAUCAGGCUCACCCAGUCCAGCACCAUCCCAUGCUCUUGGCAAUAAUACAAAUGCUGGCAAUGGACCAGGAAUAUGUGAGAUUUGUGACCAGAAUAUGGCUGAUAGGGAACGAUAUUUCCAGCAUUUGCAGUUGAUUCAUAAGCACCUUCGAGACAAGACCCUUGAUGAUGUUAAACUUGGAGCCCCACUUGCAUGCAGCAGGUGCCGCGAAAGAUUCUGGACUUAUGAAGGUUUAGAACGCCAUCUGGUUAUGGCUCACGGCCUCGUUACAGCGGAUUUGCUGGCAAAAGCUCAGAACAAGCUGGAUGGCGGCAGAUGCAAGCUUUGCGCCAAGCAAUACGCAUUCAACAUGCUGCAACACUUGGUCGCUGAUCAUCACAUCAAGCUAUGCUCCGCGGAAAUCAUGUAUUCGUGUGAUGUGUGCUCGUUCAAAUGCAGCAGUUAUACGACGUUGGAGACUCAUCUGAAUGCUAAUCAUCCAAAAGGCAUGACUGACAAGAAUGCUGUGCAUCCUCCUACUGCUGAAAGUGCAUCUGCCUCUAAUGGUACUUCUAAGGUAAUAAAGUUUAUCAAUAAUUUGGCAGUAACUUUCACUCUUUUCCUCUAA
This is a messenger RNA of Cylicostephanus goldi, 828 nucleotides long. The record is from the annotation of a GenBank genome assembly. Lineage: Eukaryota; Metazoa; Nematoda; Chromadorea; Rhabditida; Strongylidae.